GCACUAAACUAAAGUCAGCGAGCCCUUUCGAAUUUCGUUUUAGUAUGAUUGAUCUGUGUCAGUGGAGAGCUAGAAUAGGUUCUUGGGGCUAUCACCAGUGGUCAAAAUCUUGUGACUAUCCUACUGGUACAACCAAAGAACUCAGCGGAAUAUCAUGUAGAUGUACUUCGAGUUCUACACUCAUUUUAUCUAUUUUCAUUUCGAUUGCCCUCCUCCUCUUCAUAUCAGGAGAUGUGGAACUUAAUCCUGGACCCACUCUUACAGACCAGCCAACAAAAGAGGAAUUGGUUGAGUUAUUGAGUAGCUCAAAGUUUAUUGCUGGUACUUGGGAACAGUUUAUUUGUUAUCUUCCUAACGUGACACAAGAUUUCAUUGUUGGUAUUAAGCAAAACGCGAAGGAGAACGAGGUCAGUCCUAACAGCAUUGAUGCUGUAGCUCAACAUUGUCAAAAUAUUCCUGAUAUAACAUGGAGAAGUAUCUGUAUUGCUUUACUGAGUUCCAAUGAAGUUACUUUAGCUCGACAAAUCUUUGAAAAGCAUUCUAGAACAAGUAAAAGCACAUGUAAAACGAUAAAGGAUGUAAUGAGAAGUCACUAUUGCAAGUUGAAGGAAGCCACAGAGAAUUGCCUUCAAAAAAUAGCUGACAAAAUGUACAGCGAAGGCCUAAUUAAUAGAGAAGUUCGCGACAUGCCUACCUUUGAAAAAAUAGAACUUGAUUUUUUGUCGCUGAUUUCUGUGCACAUAGAAGAUGUUUCUAUUCUUGAAGAAAAAUGUCAAUUAUUUUUAUCAUGUCUUGCUAUUGCAGAAGGACCAGCUAGAGAGGAAGCACUUGCUCUUGCUGAAGAUUGGCAACAGGAGGUGUUCAAAAACCAUCACGUAUCAUUUACACUGUUGAUAUACCAAAAAACGAAGCAUUCAUCUGCUACAGAAAUUGAGUUCAGAUCUGAUCAUACAAUAUCUUUACAACUUCAGAAUCUCCUCAAAAAGUUUCCAGGACUAGUGAGAGAUAUUAGGAAGUUUUAUGCAACCAGUAAAGAAUAUGACAUGAUAGAUGUUGCCCGCUGGAUAGAAGAAAGUUAUGAAGUGACUGGUCUUGUUCAUGAUGGCACAACAGUAGACGAAAUUUUUAAUGUUUUGCAACCUCAUUAUAACUUUUUGUGUAUUGAUCCGUUAUCUGAUCUUAUGGAAGAGUACCCUAUCAAUGAUCAGAAUGUGUUGUUCAAGUAUCGUCAAUAUACCGAAUGUUUAGAAAGUUUUACAGAUUCUGCUAAGAUUAGUGAAGUAAUGACUAGUAUUGAAGCUGCGUUGACUGAAGAGGGUUCUAGAACUGAUCCCAAAGUUGUUUUGAAGCUUUCAGGAAAAUGGACCGAUAGAACCAUAAAAAAUCUUCAAAAGUUGAUGGAAUACUUUUUCCCUGAUGAAGCAAAGUAUCUUAGAAUUAAAAAAAUACGAACUGGAUCAUUAGAGAUUCAUUUUUUGGCCGCCUCUUAUAAAGUCAUUGAUUCUCUACUUGCCAAAGCACAAGAUAAAGUUAAGUUCAUGUGUCACUUUGGUAUAUUUCAACUUACCAUUAACAACCAAACCAUCAUUAAUGGGGUGGAAGAUGUGAACUUUAGUUUCAACGAAUCACUUCUACAUGUUAUUAGUGACCAAGAUGAAGAGUAUAAGAAAAUGGCAUUACUUCUUCUGCAGUUUGACAUAAAUGUUAACUAUCGAAAUAGUUCAGGGAACACUGCAUUAACACUUGCUUCCAGUGGUAAACAUCACCAAGUUGUGGACAUCUUGCUAAGUAUGAGCCCAGAUAUCAACAUUCGAAAUAACAAAGGAGUCACUGCUUUGAUGAUUGCUUCUUAUUAUGGGAACAGCCAAAUUGUUGAGCUUUUGCUGAGAAAUGGUCCUGAUAUUAAUGUUUGUGAAUUUAAAGGAUGGACUGCUUUAAUGUUUGCCUGUCAAGAUGGAUAUUGUGACGUUGUUAAACUUCUACUCAGUGAGAAUCCAGAUGUUGAUAUCCAAAAUGAUAAAGGAGAAACAGCAUUGUUUAUUGCUUGUGAUAAUGGACAUUGCCAAGUUGUUGAAGUUUUGCUUCAUGCGAAUCCUGAUGUUAACAUUGCUACUAAUGAUGGAUGGACAGCUUUGAUGUUGAGCUGUUGUAAAGGUUAUCAUAAAAUUGUGGACCUCUUACUUAGAUGGAAUGCUGAUACCAGUAAUAAAGAUAAAGAAGGAUGGGAUUCUUUUAAUCUUGCUUGUUAUUAUGGACAUUGCCAGGUUGUUGAAGUUUUGCUAGGUAACGUUAGAGCUAUUGAUGAUCAAGAUAACAAUGGGUAUAAUAUUUUUAUGAACACUAAAAGCAAAGAUGGAUGGACUUCUUUGAUGCUUGCUUGUCACAAUGGGCAUUAUCAAGUUGUUCAACUCCUACUGGAUGCAGAGCUAGACAUUAAUGCUCAAGUCAAAGAGAAGGGGUGGACUGCUUUGAUGAUUGCUUGUGCCAAUGGGCACUAUCAGGCUGUUAGCCUUCUGUUAAGUAAGCAUCCAAAUAUUAAUACACAAGACAAAAAUGGAUGGACUGCUUUGAUGCUUGCUUGCAACAAUGGUCAUUUUAGUGUUGUUGAACUUUUGUUAAAUGAAGAUGUCAAUAUUAACAUUCAACACAGUGACGGAAGGACAGCACUUGCAUUUGCAUUACAAAAAUCCAGUCAAACAACAAAUUAUUUGAAUAGUGUGGAGCGCUUACUUAAUAGUCAUCCUAAUCAUAUGCACCAAAUCAAAAAUUUCACUGUUCAUUCAGUAGUACUAGCAGCUAUUUAUUGUAAUACUGAUGCUGUAGAGAUCAUCAUGAAGAACUGUGAAGUCUCCCAGGAGCAUUACACACAUGCUUUUGUGACUGCUUGUUAUAGUGGUUGUUCUCCAGUGAUGAACUUGCUAUCAGACAAAAUAACAAGUAUAAUUAAUGAGAGAGAGCUAUUAAUAGCUGCUGUGGAAGGAGACUUAGGAUUAUUAGUUAGUAUGUUAUUUGAAGUGGGCAUGAGUCCAGAUACUCCAUUAGUAGGUGGUAUAACUCCAAUGAUGAUAGCAGCUUCAUGUGGACACACUGAAAUUGUCGAGACACUGAUACAAGCUGGUGCUGAUGUUAACAAAACUAAUGAUAAGGGUUUAACUGUACUAGACAUAUUGCUUAACAAGGAAGAAGAUUUUGUCACAAAUUCUAUUUUAAACUUAUUAAUUUCAACAACAGGCAAAGUGAAACCAUUUUCUGCUACUCAACCUCAACCCAUAUCUACAUCAAGAGGCGAUAUAUCAAGUAAUAUCAGUUUGAUGCGAUCAAUAAUUGACUCUGAAGAAAAUCCAAUUCAAUUUCAUUCAGAUUUAUUAAAGAGUCCAGCGCAUAGGAAAUCGGAGGAUGGAAAUGAAGGCAUCGCCGAAGAUACACAGAAUACUAGACACAUUAUGUAGCUAAUUAUAAUUGAUAGGAACAUAACACUGUUGCUUUGUUUUUUAGAUUUUCUACCAUUUUUAAAGCAAAA
Molecule: messenger RNA, 3520 nt
Organism: Amphimedon queenslandica
Lineage: Eukaryota; Metazoa; Porifera; Demospongiae; Haplosclerida; Niphatidae
Exons: 3
Coding region: 45-3449 (1134 amino acids)
Molecular function (GO): protein binding
Source: RefSeq, a predicted model, not a curated record